AUGGGCUACGUCGGCUGGAUAGGCGGUAACAUGGGCGUCACCGACCCUACCAAGACGCACCAGGUCGAAAGUCAAAUCACCAAAGAACUACUAGCCUGCGGCGCCGUGCUUUUCUGCAAAACUAGCGUUCCGCAAACUCUCCUCAUCGGCGAUACCUAUAACAACAUCAUCGGCCGCACUCUCAACCCGCAUAACCACAACCUCUCCUGCGGCGGCUCAUCGGGAGGCGAGGCGGCGCUUAUGGCCUUGCGUGGAAGCACACUCGGCGUGGGUACCGACAUUGGCGGAUCGGUGAGGAUCCCAGCUGCGUUUUGCGGUAUCUUCUCCCUGAAACCGACUCCGGAACGAGUGUCGUACCGGGAUGCGGCGAAUACGAAUCCGGGGCAGAAUACGUACCGUUCUACACUUGGGUUUAUGAGCACUUCGCUUGAGGGGUGCGAGCUGGCUUUGAAGUCUGUGUUGUCCACGCGGCCGUGGUUGCAGGAUCCGGCUGUUGUGCCGAUUCCUUACCGGCAGGAGGUUCUUAAUGAUGUAUUGUCUCGUGCGGACGCGAGUGGUAAGGCGAAGGCUGAUAGGCCACUGAAGCUGGGUAUCCUGUGGAGAGACGGCGGUGUUGAGCCUCAUCCGCCUAUUCGUAGGGGAAUGGCGAUUGUUGCUCAGGCAGUGAAGAAGGCUGGUCAUAAGCUUGUGGACUGGAAUCCUCCGCCUCAUGCAAUUGCUCAGAAGAUCCACUACUCCUUCCUCCUAGCCGACGGCGCCCGCGACGUCCACGACAACCUCCUCCUAUCCGGCGAGCCCCUCAUCGCCGACCUCCAAGCAUACUUCAACCUCAAAGACCCCAUCCCGCUACUCGAAUACCAAGACUUGACCGUCCAAGGUCUCGCCUACGAGCAAGCCUACUCCGAUUACUGGAACUCCAUGUCAGGAGCCGGAGAUGAUGACGGCCAAGAAGUCGACGCCAUCAUCAUGCCCGUCGCGCCCCACGCUGCCGUGAUUCCGGGGAGGUAUUACCACCUUGGUUAUACGGAGGUGGUCAACUUGCUGAAUUAUAGCGCGGCGGUGAUCCCGGUUACGAAGGCGGAUAGGGGGGUUGAUGCGGUUGAUGAGGCUUAUGAGCCGGUGAAUAAGGUUGAUAGGGCAAAUUGGGAGACUUAUGAUCCAGAGAUUUACCAUGGUGCGCCGGUGGGAGUGCAGAUUGUUGCAAGGAAGUUUGAGGAGGAGAAGGUGUUGGGUAUUGCGAAGUUGGUUCAUGCUGCGCUUUUGAAUGUCCAGUCCGUCUGA
Messenger RNA from Sordaria macrospora k-hell, 1281 nucleotides. RefSeq lists its product as uncharacterized. The record is from RefSeq and is a predicted model, not a curated record. Lineage: Eukaryota; Fungi; Ascomycota; Sordariomycetes; Sordariales; Sordariaceae.